Molecule: messenger RNA, 1708 nt
Organism: Onychostoma macrolepis
Lineage: Eukaryota; Metazoa; Chordata; Actinopteri; Cypriniformes; Cyprinidae
Gene: ypel3
Product: yippee-like 3
Exons: 5
Coding region: 331-690 (119 amino acids)
Source: RefSeq, a predicted model, not a curated record
AUAUAAGAAACUUCCUCAGAAAUUGCAGUAAACAAAUAUGCGGAUUAUAUUCGGCGGCGACAUAUUGAGCACGGUGGCUUGCGUGAGUUUUGGGAAUUGCGAAGCUUUCUGUUGAUAUCGCACGGUUUGGGCAUUAGAGCAGGUCGACAGAGACAGGAGGGACACAAAGGAGGGAGUUGUAGGAAAAGCGCAGCGCGCCGCAGGUUUGUUUGGUUGAGUGCGUUUGAUUCGUGGACGCUCAGGCUUCAUGCCGUCGAGUUGAGCACGCUUCUCUUCUGGCGACAAUACUGUGAGCAGCGUUUGCCUUGAAGAAAUCCUUUAUAUUUAGACAUGGUGAAGCAGACAAAGGCCAAAACUUUCCAGGCCUAUCUGGACUCCUGUCACCGCCGCUACAGCUGCGUCCACUGCCGUGCACACCUGGCCAACCAUGAUGACCUAAUUUCUAAGUCAUUUCAAGGCAGUCAAGGACGUGCCUACCUGUUCAAUUCUGUGGUGAAUGUGGGUUGUGGCCCAGCAGAAGAAAGGCUGCUGCUGACCGGUCUUCAUGCUGUGGCUGAUAUUUACUGCGAGAAUUGCCACACCACACUGGGCUGGAAAUAUGAGCAGGCAUUUGAGUUAAGUCAGAAGUAUAAGGAGGGGAAGUUUAUUAUUGAAUUAUCUCACAUGAUUAAGGAUAAUGGCUGGGACUGAAGCAUUCAGCCUUUGCUUUAACUUUGUCACCCCUUGCAGCUUCUCCAAGAACGUCAUGAGAUGCUUUCUUUUUUUAUAUAUAUAUCCAGCUAUGAUUUACAUUUACUAUUGUGAGCACCUUUUUCCACACUUGUAUCCCAAUGCACCAGUUUUUUAAAGGGGGGAGUCUUGGGUGAUUGGUUUUUGUGUGUUUGUGCCUUUUUAUAUGUAUUUGGAGGUGUGUGUGUGUGUGUGUGUGUGUGUGUGUGUGUGAGGCAUGCUUGAAAGAAACCGUGCUAAAAUGAUCAACUACUUAAAUCCAGUUUCAAAGAAUUUUUUUAUUUUGGGGAUUUUGACAUAAGCCCUCAAAUUCUCCAAAUUAAGUGCAAUUUAUGAGGUUUGGACAUGGUAUGAUCAAAAUGCCAAGAUCCAAUGUCUUUUUAUUCAAUUCAUUUUUACUUUAAAGAGCGAGGUCUUUGUGAACGAGGUUGUGCGAGUGAAAUUACUUUAGUGUGUGUGUGUGUGUGUGUGUGUGUGUGUGUGUAUGGGGCUUAGAGUGGAUAAUGUGCAAUACGUGUAUAUGUGAGAGAAUUUGCAUAAAGGAUGAUUCAUGCCUCCAAAUUCAGUCAUUUUGGUUGAAUUCAUCUUUUACUUUACCAAGUCACUGAGGAAUCCCAGCAGAUGAACGUGCGCGUGCGCGAGCGAAUGAACGAACAGCAGGCUUGUUGCUGUAGAGAUGUCCACAGUUGACUGACAUUCUUAAGAUGCUUCAAUUACAGCUUAUAUGAUGUAAUUGGGAUAUUAAUUUCUCUCUGUUUUGUCUUGUUUUUUGUCUAUGAGAAAUGUAAUAAGUAUAGUUUAACAUUGAGCAGCAUGUACAGAGACAUUGAUCUGAUCAUGUUAGAGCAGACAUGUAAAUGUGUUUAUGAUUGUGUAGCAAGGUAUUUCUUUGAAUGCUAAACCAUUAAAGUGUAUUACAUUAACCUGAAUUCUUUACAUUAAAGUAUGGGGUAAAUGAAAACUGUUGUGUGUUUUCUUU